UCAUGUAUUUGUAGUCCCAAAAAGGUUUUCCUAGAAUGUCACUCAUUAAGCAUUAGGGUUACAUUUUAAGUUACCUUCCCAGGCAAGCGAAUCGAAGAGGCUGCUAAGAAAAGGCGAGUUUAUGCGCUAGACAUUAAAGAGCUACUGCAAGGCGUUGGAAUUGAGGAAUUUAGUUUUAUUUUUUAUUUAAAUAUAAUAUGGAGUUAAAGGGAACCCUUCGUCAUUGCCCAAUAUGAAAACCCAUAUUUCCUUCAUCACUCAGACAGCACCAAUUUGGUUCUUGUAUCCGAUCUCCUCACUGAAUCAAACUAUACUUCUUGGAACCGUGCCUUCCUUCUUGGCCUCACUGUCAAGAAUAAAGUUGAUUCGUUGAUGGAACCUUAACAUGCCCCACAGAUGCCCUUCGAAGUUCUUGGAUUAUUUGCAACAGUAUCGUCACUACCUGGAUCCUAAACUCAGUCACAAAGGAAAUUGCAGUCAGUAUUUGCUUCGCAGACUCUACUCGAGAAAUUUGGCUAGACCUCCAACAUAGAUAUCAACGACAAAAUCGACCAUGUAUUUUCCAAUUGCGCUAAGAACUAUCAAAUCUCACUCAAGACCAGCAGUCGGUCACUACAUACUUUGCAAGAGUCAAGACACUAUGGAAUGAAUUAGCCGUAUAUCAUCCUUCUUGUUCCUGUGGAAAGUGCUCAUGUGGAGGAGUAAAGAAUCUUCAAACCCAUUUCCAAACAGAACACGUAAUGUCGUUUCUGAUGGGCCUUAAUGAUUCCUUUUCACAAAUUCGUACACAGCUACUAUUAAUGGAACCAGAACCAACAUUACAGAAAGUCUUUUCUCUUGUAGUUCAAGAAGUUGAGCAACGUACAUCAACCUCUCAAGUAAGUACACCUAACCUUCCCAUAAAUUCUGAAAAAUCAGCCAUGUUAGUGAAAAAUAUUUCACAAAAUCCACCACAAUCCCGCUCAAAUCCAUCAAAGAAGAAAGAUCGUCCUGUUUGUUCCCACUACAAUAUCCCCGAUCACACAGCUGAAAAAUGUUAUUGCCUCCAUGGUUUUCCUCCUGGAUACAAAACCAACCGUAACAGUAAGACUGAACCCACUACUACUACCCCUGCCCACACUGACUCUCUUUCAAACAUGAAUGUUGAGCAAUGCCAGAGUCUUCUCACCAUCUUACAAUCUCACUUAGCCAAAAUUAAGACAGAACCCAUUGCAACCUCUCUACCUUCAUCAUCUUCCGCUGCUUCUUCAUCAUUUCAUGUAGCAGUACAUAAGUUGAGUCAAUAUGUAGCUCAACCUCGACAGACACAUUUGCUUGUUGUUCAAGCACUCUUACGGUACCUAAAAAGUUGUCCGAGCCAAGGUAUACUUCUCAAAAAGUCCUCGUCCUCAACUAAAACCAUUCAGUGAUGCAGAUUGGGCGUCAUGCAUUGACUCCUGAAAAUCUAUCACUGAAUUUUGCAUAUUCAUGGGAGAGGCAUUAAUAUCCUGGAAGGCCAAGAAACAAACCAUUGUAUCGCGCUCUUCAGCAGAAGCAGAAUAUCGUGCUCUUGCCACAACAACUAGUGAACUUACCUGGAUGAAUCAAUUAAUGAAGGACCUUCACAUUAUGUCCCCAUCACUUGCUGCUGCCAUAUAUUGUGACAAUGAUGCAGCCAUCCACAUUGCCUAAUCCUAUUUUCCAUGAACGAACAAAACACAUCGAACUUGAUUGUCACUUUGUUCGUGAAAAGAGCCUCCAACAUCAUAUCAAACUGCUGCCAAUACGUUCCAUUCAACAACUUGCUGACAUCUUCACCAAACCACUUCCGUCCCAUGUUCUUACUCCUUUACUUUCCAAGAUGGUUGUAGUCAAUCUAUUAAGUCCAUCUUGAGGGUCGUAUUAGAGUUAACUAACCCAGUUAGUUUUUAGUCAGCAUCAUUGUUGUUACACAGGUAUAUUUCUGUUAUUAAAACCGUUGUAAUAAUUGGCUAUUUAUAUGCCCUAUUCAUUUCAAAUAAAUCAAGAAAGGGUUUAUUUACCUUCUGCCUUAA
This is a messenger RNA of Cucumis sativus (cucumber), 2033 nucleotides long. RefSeq lists its product as uncharacterized. The record is from RefSeq and is a predicted model, not a curated record. The coding region runs from base 741 to 1409 and encodes 222 amino acids. The transcript is spliced from 2 exons. NCBI's taxonomy places the organism in Eukaryota, Viridiplantae, Streptophyta, Magnoliopsida, Cucurbitales, Cucurbitaceae.